This is a messenger RNA of Thermothelomyces thermophilus ATCC 42464, 926 nucleotides long. RefSeq lists its product as uncharacterized. Lineage: Eukaryota; Fungi; Ascomycota; Sordariomycetes; Sordariales; Chaetomiaceae. The record is from RefSeq and is a predicted model, not a curated record. The transcript has a single exon. The coding region runs from base 194 to 652 and encodes 152 amino acids.
AUGGGAUACUGCCGUGCAUGCCUACAAUCCGCAGUGUGCAGGACAUAUUGGGUAUGGUAUGAUAGCGGUGGAAAUCUGAACACCAACCAGGUCAUCACUCAAGGAAGAAAAAAAAGUACAGGCGAAGGAGGAAAAAAAAAGAAGCGUAAAAAGAAAAAAAGAAACAAAGAAGAAAGGAAAAGAAGAGAACGGAAUGUCCGCCGACCAAGAAGACCGCGCCGCGCUCCUCGCCUCAGCAACCUCCUUCUGCGAGGCCUUCAGCGCCGCGGCGGACCCUAGCGACAUCCUCAAGGACCACUUCACGCGAGAGCAGGCCAACAUCCUCGUGCACGAGCACGGCCUCCCGCGGCUGGCGCCCUUCCUCGGCCGCGACUUCCGCGGGGCCGACGGCCUGUGCGAGUACCUGUCGCUCGUGUCCGAGUGUCUCAGCUUUGAGCGGAUGCGCUUUGGCGAGUACGUGGUCGACGCCGAGGCGCGCAAGGUCUCGGUGCGUGGCCGGGCGCGGUUCACGUGGAAGAGCACCGGCCAGAGCUGGGACGAGGUGUUCACCUACGUGCUCGCCUUCGACCGCGACCACAAGGUGGAGAAGUACGAGAUCUGGGCAGAUACGGGAGCCGCCUGGUUGGCAAGCCGAGGCGAGUUGACGGCUUAGGUUGGGAACGUUAUUUGGUUUACGGGGGGAAUAAUCUUUUGGACAGUCCGAAAAUGUCAUGUAAUACUCUCUCUCUCUCUCAUUCGUGCCAAAAGAAGAAGAAAAAAACAAACAAACAAGAAAACGCUGAAUAACAAGUUGGUAUGGCAUAAAAAAAUAACCUCUUGCGACCAACCUCUAUCCUGUUGAACCCAGUAUACAAACGUAAGUAUGAGAACCAAACUAACCCCGGCUGGCCAAUCCCCUCUAUCCCAGAUGCCCAAAUCAGAACAGA